This is a messenger RNA of Tachyglossus aculeatus (Australian echidna), 2369 nucleotides long. RefSeq names its product ataxin 7 like 2 (gene ATXN7L2). Bases 1 to 2259 code for a protein of 752 amino acids. The record is from RefSeq and is a predicted model, not a curated record. The transcript is spliced from 11 exons. NCBI's taxonomy places the organism in Eukaryota, Metazoa, Chordata, Mammalia, Monotremata, Tachyglossidae.
AUGGCGGUGCGUGAACGCGCAUGGGCAGCAAUGGCCGCUCUGGAGCGGCGGGUGCCGAGCCUCGAUGACUUCGCGGGACAGAGCUGGAGCUCCUGGGUGGAGCGGGCCGGCCCGCCCGCCGCAGCCGCUCACGGGUCUGAGCUGGAGGAAUGCCACAAGAACGGGAAGAAGAAGUUGGACGCCAUGACCCUCAUUAAGGAAGACAUGUCCAUCUUUGGCCACUGCCCUGCCCACGAUGAGUUCUACCUUGUUGUGUGUAACCACUGCAGCCAGGUGGUGAAGCCUCAGGCGUUCCAGAAGCACUGCGAGAGAAGACAUGGGCCUCUCAGCAAGCUAUAUGCGCGGGCCCAGGCCUCAGCGGGCUCCCAGAAAUGCCACCCGGUCAAUGGACAGGGCCCAGCCUGUGGGAGCCAAACUCAAGUCUCAUCCAGCAAAUCUUCCCGGGAGAAAGCCCAGGGAUCCCGGAGCCGGGCCCACCCUGCUCCUGAGAAGGCCCAGAAGGACAAUCUCUGCCUCUACGUGCCCGUGGUGAAUCUGGAGAAGAUUUCUAGCCUCCCCAAACCCCCGGCUGCCCCCUCUGUCUUCCUGGGCCAACCGGGCACUCCCUCCAAGGACCCCCCGGGGAAAGCCCCCGUAGCUCCCUUCUCCUCUAAGGAGCCCUUGGGGAAGGGCGGCAGCCCACCGGGUGCUGGCGAAGGUCCCAGCCCCAGGGCAGAGAGUAGCCCGGCGGAGAAGGACUCUGGUGGCAGCAGGCUGCCCCCCAAGGCCCACAAGAAGAUGGCACGCAAGGAGUGUGAUCUGAACCGGCAGUGUGGAGUGCUGAACCCGGAAACCAAAAAGAUCUGCACCCGACUGCUGACCUGCAAGAUUCACUCAGUUCAUCAGCGGCGCGAGGUCCAGGGCCGAGCCAAGGACUUCGACGUGUUGGUGGCGGAGCUGAAGGCCAGUUCCCGUAAGGGGGAGUCCCCCAAGGAGAAGAGCCCCCCGGCCAAGGAGCCGGGCCCCGAGCGGCUGCCCCAGGAGCCUCUGCCCACGGCCCAGCCUGCCGUGCCACCCGUGGGCACCUUCCCCGGUCGGGUCAAGCAGCUGUAUCCCUCUUGUGGCCCGCCCAGGUCCCUCCUCUCCUCCGAGAGUGAGCUAGAUGAUGCGGGCCCUUGUAGUGGUGACAGGGACCCGGGGCUCUUCCCCUUCCCCCUGCCCAGGGCCGGAGGCCCCAUCUCCAGUGAUGAGAGUGAGGAGGAGGAGCCGGUCCCCGACGACCCCCACCGCCCCCCAGACUGUCAUUAUGCAACCCGACCCCCAAGGCCGCAGGCGUAUUGCACCUUCGGGAGCCGGCUGGUCAGCCCGGGCUGCUACGUGUUCAACCGCCGGCUGGAUCGGUUCUGCUCGGCGCUCAGCUCCAUGCUGGAGCGGCACCUCAGCUCGCACAUGUGGAAGAAGAUCCCGCCAGCUGCCGAGCCCCCCGCCCACCCUGCCAGUUCACCCCCGGCCGUCCCUUCGAACGCCUUCCCCGGGGGCAGCUGUCCCCGCUCCUCCGGCUCGGCCCACCGGCCACCCUGCCCGCCCCCAGCCAAGGACAACUCUACCCUGCCGGCCCCCGGGUACCCAGCCGGCUCCCCCACCGUGGCGGCCGCCUGCAGCCAGGCCGAGUGCACGGGCGGAAGCCAGUCCAUCACCUCCCCGCUGCCCGCCAACACACCGUCGCCCUCCUUCAGCAAGCUGCCCCCGUCCAAGGCCAGCAAGCUGCCCAGGGGGAGAGAGGGCACCGAGGCAGAGGCCCUGCCCCGCAAGCGCAAGCCUCCUCCCACCCCUGCUGACGGCCCGCCUGCCUUCAAACGGACCUGCCUCCUGGAGCCCCCUGGCAAGGGGAAGCCCACGGGCUGCCGGGCGCUGCCCCCCAAGACUAAGCCGGCACUGGGUGUGGGGCUCAAUGGAGCGGUGGGGCCCCGGGUGAAGCGGGUGGGCCCCUUGGACUGUCGGGGGCCCCCACACCCGCCACCUGCGCCCGGGAGGGCCUCACAGCUGGAGAACCGGGGUGGCUCUGGGCCUCCCGCCAAGGCCCUGCAGCCCAAUGGCCUCUCGGAGGAAGAGGAGGCUAAGAAGCAGAAGAACCUGGCCACCUACUGCCGGCCCCCAAAGCCCAAGCACUGCCCCGUGGGGCCCCCCGGCGACUCAGUCUGCUCCGUUCGCAGGAAGAAGCCCGGCCCAGCCCUGGGCUUUGAGGAAAAAUGCACCUCACUGAAGUCAAAAGCGCAUUAACGAGAAAGUGCCUGCCCGCUGCGAUGGAGCCGUCAGCACCUCCCUCCCCCUCCUGGAUCCGGGCCCCAGGCUGCUGCCGCUUUUUAUAACUUUAUAUUAUUUUUUUUAAG